GAAUUUGGCGCUGCCACGGAACUUGCGCCCAAAAGAAAGCGAUCGAAAAACCCGUGAGAGCAAAGUGACAGAAAAAGCUGGAAAAUCAAACCACCAAUUAAUGAUUUAAUAUCGAAUUGUAGAAUUUACUAUUAUUAGAGUAUAAAUAUAGACGGGUCGAUUGAAAAUUUUGGAACUUGGAAAAAAUUAAUUUUGAGAAGUUACAGCAUAUUUAUAAUUGCAAUUAGAGACAUUAACUGAUUGCUAUUGAAAAAUUUUGAUUGAAAGAGUUAUAUAAUGGCAUCUGAAAAUAAAGGGAAAGUCUUGGUUGUUUCAAAUCGUUUACCGGUUACUAUUAAGAGAUCUCCAGAUGGUCUGUACGAUUAUAGUAUGUCCUCUGGAGGAUUGGUGACUGCAUUACAAGGAUUGAAGAAGUCGACUGAAUUUCAAUGGUUAGGAUGGCCAGGACUUGAAUUGCCGAUUGAUGAACAAGCACGAGUUAAUAAAGAUUUAAUGGAUAAAUUCAAAUGUACUGCGAUUUUUUUAAGUGAUAUGAUUGCAGAUCUUCAUUAUAAUGGGUUUUCAAAUAGUAUUUUAUGGCCGUUAUUUCAUUAUCAUCCUGGUGAAAUGAAUUUUGAUGAAAAUGCCUGGGCAGCUUAUAUUGAAGCAAAUCGUCAAUUUGCAAGUAAAAUUGCUUCUCAAGUUGAUGAUAAUGACUUAGUUUGGGUUCAUGAUUAUCAUUUAAUGUUGCUUCCUCAAAUGUUAAGACAAGAAUUAGGAAAUUCCAAAAAAAAUGUAAGAAUUGGAUUUUUCCUCCAUACUCCUUUCCCUUCUUCAGAAAUUUAUAGAAUUUUACCAGUCAGACAAGAAAUAUUGACCGGGGUUUUAAGUUGUGACUUAAUUGGUUUCCAUACUUAUGAUUAUGCAAGACAUUUCUUAAGUUCAGUUUCUCAUAUUGUUCCUAAAGUUAAAACUUUACCAAAUGGUAUUGAAUUUGAAGGUAGAUCAAUUAGUAUCGGUGCUUUCCCCAUUGGUAUCGACGUUGAUAAAUUCACUGAAGGUGUUACUAAAGAUUCUGUUGUUGAACGAAUUAAUCAAUUGAAAAAUAAAUUUCAAGAUACUAAAAUCAUCGUUGGUGUUGAUAGAUUAGAUUACAUUAAAGGGGUUCCUCAGAAACUUCAUGCUUUUGAAGUUUUCUUAACUGAAAACCCUGAAUGGAUAGGUAAAGUUGUUUUGGUUCAAGUUGCGGUUCCUUCUCGUGGUGACGUUGAAGAAUAUCAAAGUUUACGAGCUACUGUAAAUGAAUUGGUUGGUAGAAUCAAUGGUAAAUUUGGUACUGUUGAAUUUGUUCCAAUCCAUUUUAUGCAUAAAUCAAUUCCUUUUGAUGAACUUAUUAGUUUAUAUCAUAUCUCAGAUGUUUGUCUUGUUAGUUCUACUCGUGAUGGUAUGAACUUGGUUAGUUACGAAUAUAUCGCUUGUCAAGAAGAAAAAAAUGGUUCUCUUAUUCUUUCAGAGUUUGCGGGGGCCGCCCAAUCAUUAAAUGGUGCUAUCAUUGUAAAUCCUUGGAAUAUUGAAGAAUUAAGUGAUGCUAUAAAAGAAAGUUUGACUUUACCGUCGGAAAAGAAAAAACUCAAUUUCCAAAAAAUGUUUGACUACAUCUCAAAAUAUACUUCUGGUUAUUGGGGUGAAAGCUUCGUUAAAGAACUCUUCAAGUGUAAUGCUGAUAAAUCAUAAACUCUAUAACUCUUUUCUCCGUUCACUUCUUCUUAUAAGUUUAUACGUCUACUUAUUUCUUACAAAUUUUACGCUCUUUAUAUAACGAUGCGAUACAGCAGUUGAAAUCA
Hyphopichia burtonii NRRL Y-1933 is the source of this 1823-nucleotide messenger RNA. It is a transcript of the gene TPS1, whose product is annotated as alpha,alpha-trehalose-phosphate synthase (UDP-forming) TPS1. The transcript has a single exon. Gene Ontology annotation, biological process: trehalose biosynthetic process; cellular response to heat. Gene Ontology annotation, molecular function: alpha,alpha-trehalose-phosphate synthase (UDP-forming) activity. Gene Ontology annotation, cellular component: cytosol; alpha,alpha-trehalose-phosphate synthase complex (UDP-forming). The coding region runs from base 277 to 1713 and encodes 478 amino acids. The record is from RefSeq and is a predicted model, not a curated record. NCBI's taxonomy places the organism in Eukaryota, Fungi, Ascomycota, Pichiomycetes, Serinales, Debaryomycetaceae.